This is a messenger RNA of Salvelinus fontinalis (brook trout), 6077 nucleotides long. It is a transcript of the gene snx19b, whose product is annotated as sorting nexin 19b. The coding region runs from base 362 to 3295 and encodes 977 amino acids. Gene Ontology annotation, molecular function: phosphatidylinositol binding. NCBI's taxonomy places the organism in Eukaryota, Metazoa, Chordata, Actinopteri, Salmoniformes, Salmonidae. The transcript has 12 exons. Gene Ontology annotation, cellular component: early endosome membrane; intracellular membrane-bounded organelle. The record is from RefSeq and is a predicted model, not a curated record.
GCAUUUUAGCCUACGUAGUUACAAAUUACGUCGACAUUCCUUAAUUCGCUCAAUAGCGUUAUGGAAAAAGGGUUUAUUGGAUUAAUGUGGCAACUCUCUUGCUGUGGACAGAAAAAUUUGCAUCAGUUUUGAGACGUCAUUGACUAGAAUUUUUGUAGACCUGGCAACCCUGGUUCAAGAGAUACGGGAAGUAAACAAACUGAUGGAGCUGUCAAAAAAAGAAAACAAGACGUUGCCAGCUUCUUGCAAGUGAUACAGUUGCCAUGACUGCUUGUAUCAUCUUACUUGUCGUACUUUCCGGAACAUCAAGCUAGGGGUACAUUUGACUAAGACACUGAAUAUAAAAGUCAUAUGAAGAGCCAUGUCUCACACUGUUGGCCCAAUUCAGUGGACCAUGGCGGAGCUACUGGGUCAGAGGAGCCUACUGGGCUUUGGAGCUCUUCUGACAUGGCUGAUUCUCUUCCAUUUACUGGUGAAUGUAUGGCUGCUGUGUGUCUUCACCAGCCUCCUGGUGGUCAUGGGAGGCUGGCUGGGAUCUCAGGCUGUCCUGGACUCCAACAGUGUUGUUCACCUAGAGCGGUUCAUCAAAUUGGAAAGGGUCCCUCCUUCGCCUGAGAGUGAGCGGCAGCUAGACCACGAGAUACAGACCACCGUGCGCAAGAUAAUCAGAGACUUUGUGUCCUCCUGGUACUGCAUAGUGUCCUCGGAGCGGCACUUUGAGGUCGAGGUGCAAAGUGCCAUGUACUCCAUGGCGAUGGAGCUGAAGAAUCGGUCAAGAAGAGUGGACAGGAAGGUCCUGACCCAGAGAGUUUUGGACCUGUGUGGUGACCACCUUCAGAGCUACCUGAGAGCCAAAGAAGUCAUGGCCGAGCUGAAGAGGCAACCGGAUGGUGAGAACAGCCUCUGGAAAGCAUACUCCCGGGUCUGCACACCUCACCCUGCUGUGAAGAGCUCGGCCAUGGAGGUGAACUACGCCAGGGCUAUUGUUGACUUGCUGCUGCAUGUUCUUGUCCCACCGCCUCACCUGGAAACCCGAACGGGAAGGUUUGUGGUCGGAGAGCUCAUCACAUGCAAUGUGCUUCUCCCCUUCAUUACGAAACUAUCGGAUCCAGACUGGCUGAACCUGUUAAUCGUUUCCAUUUUCACCAAGUCAAGUAUGCAAGCCCCCAAAGCCUCAGAACCACCAAAAACACCAUCACUGCCACAUCUCACUGUCUUAGAGCAGGAUCAGCCACAGCAAGACGUUCAGGUCCCUUGCUCUUUACCCUUAAGGAUCCUAUCAGAAACACCUAACGACAUAGAGUCUGCCACACCUGAGUUGGCUGCUUACGAUAUCAUCGACUCAGCAGAAUUGUACUGCCCUCAGAAUAGUAUAGAGGAAGAAGAGCCUCGACAGGCUAGACAGUACAUUGGUAUCUGUCCAAUGGACUACCUGAGACCAGUCAAAUCCAACCCGUUCUACCAAGAGACCGACUCAGACCUGGACUCUCCUCUGACAGAUUUCAAGAGGAGCUCAAUGGAGUCCCUGAUUCUGAUUGGUGCAGAGGAAGCGCUGUCGGACCGGUUUCGAGAGUGUGCCACGCCCACUGACAUCAGCAGCGUCAUGGAUCUGGAGGAUGACCUCCGGGUUUACCCUGGUCUAGCCGAGGUCACUUCCUCCCCCAAAGUCUUGGUCUCUGAACAACAGGAUCACCCCGAAGCCUUCGCUAACGUGUUGUGCACCACGAUGGAGGACGUUCCCUCGAGUUUCAGCAGCCUCCAGGACCUGGAGAUGAGGGACAGCGGCACUAGCCCAGAGAGAGAGCUGCUGAGCGUGGACCUGGCGGUGGGCUGCCACUCCAAUGGGCUGACGGCGUCGGUGAGCGGCCCGCUGCAGACCUCCUCCCCCAUGGCGCCCCUGCCCUCCUUCAGCUUUGAGCCCCUCAGCAGCCCCGAAGGCCCAAUCAUCAUCCAGAACCUUCGAAUCCCCGGGACCAUCACGGCCAAGGAGCACCGUGGCACCGGCUCGCACCCGUACACUCUCUACACGGUCAAGUAUGAAACAGCAAUGGACUCUAAUAUCCCAGGGUCUAUCCAGCCAGUUGCCUAUCACACGGUCAACCGGCGAUAUAGUGAGUUUCUCAAUCUACAGACCCGCUUGGAGGAGAAAUCAGACUUGCGAAAACUCAUCAAAAAUGUGAAAGGACCAAAGAAAAUAUUUCCAGACUUGCCGUUCGGUAACAUGGACAGUGACAAAGUUGAGGCCAGGAAAGGGCUGCUCGAGACUUUCCUCAAGCAACUUUGUGCUAUACCCGAAACUGCCAACAGUGAAGAAAUGCAGGAGUUCCUUGCUCUUAAUACAGAUGCAAGAAUUGCCUUUGUCAAGAAGCCGUUCAUCGUAUCACACAUAGACAAGAUUGUGGAUACCUUGAAGACGGCGUUUCCUCGCUCAGAGCUACAGAGCCCUACAGAAGACAUGGACGGAGACUCCGAGGGAAAGCCUUCCUCAGAUAAGAAAAACAAGUCCCGGCUAAGAUUCUCCAGCAAAAUCACCCCAGUCCUUAAUGUGUCUGACAUGAGGCCUAAAGUGCUAUACUGCUUAGAUGAGGGGAGCACAGGGUUUAACGGCCUGUCGGUUGCUGGUCUAGAGGCCUUUAUUAAGGAGCAGGAACUAGCGGUGAUGUGUGACGCAGAGGCUGAGAGGGAAGGCUGUCCAGGCCUCAGAGUAGAAGUUGGAGGCUGUGGGUGCACACGGAAUAAUUUACCAGGUGCAUCCAUUCAAGACUCUGUGGCGGAGACGGCCCUGGCUGACGUGGCCCUAGACAUCAUGUGUCUGCUAAUGAAGGACCAGUGGAGCUGGCUGUGCACCGACAACAUCCGGAAGACUAUCCGGCUGCUGUUUGGAACCCUCAUUGACAGGUGGCUUGACGUUAGCGUGGCUAACCUGACCUGUACCCAGUACUGGGUGAUCUACCUGCGGGUGCUCCAGGAGGCUGUGUGGCCGGGGGGCAGCCUACCAGCUCAGCCCCGCCCAGAGCGCAGCCACCAACAGAAGGAGGACACCAAGCAGCAGUCUCUGCACUGCCUCAUGAGACUAUUGCCAGAUCUUCUCUCAGAUAUGCUGGGCUCAGACAAAUACCAACUAAGCUGGCAGACUGCACUGGAAUCUCUGCAGGACCCUUACAUAAACAGACACCUGGUCUACUGUAUCUGGGACCUUCUCCUCGAGUUCCUCGUCCCUGAAACAUCUGAGGAGGACUUUCAGAAAACCCUGCUGCAAAGUCUGUCCAAAAACGCAGAGAAACUACCACCAUAAAAGCCGUGGGAGAGAUCCUCGGGUACACGCACGCACACACACACGUUUAAUCAACUGUGUCAGUGAAUAGCCCCCGCAGUCCAGCCUAGCGCAUCUGGAUAAAUUCCAUUAUUCAUGUGUCGCCACCUUCACCGCUGAAACUUUGGACCCGAGGUCAUCCGGGUCUGUCUCCGAUUUAGGCCAUGACGUCUGUGGGUCUCAAACAUCGGCCACACAUCCGGAGCAGCUUUGAUUACCCAACACCUGUUUUCUGUUUGAUCAGAAUACCUCUCUGAUCUCCAAAAGCCCAACACACCAAACUUCCCAAAUCCACCCUUUUCCUGCUUCCUAAAACCUCCAGCUUUGUACCAAACUCAUUUCAGAUGGACUUCACACCAUCGUUAUCCCUCGUGGUCUUUCUGUAUCCUGUUGGAGCUAGAAGUUUACUAGAAUCGCUAGUGGUUUGGAGAAGUCCAGUUCGAUUUUUCCCCACUUUAGGCUUACUGUGUCGUGCUUUGCCCUUUCGGGAUGACUUGCCUUUGUGUUCUCUGUUAUAUGCCCCUAUUUCUUUUGAUCCCCUUGGCUCUACACCAAGCAGCACAUGUGCUGUGUUGCAUUAAUACUGUACUCCCUCACUCCUGGGACCCCCCUGAGGCCUGGCUCGUACUGAUAUGGUCCACUGAUACGGUUCUGUUAAAGUGGUCACUCACACGUUUUGAACUUGUAUGAUGAAGGCCACUGCACUUUGAAGCUCUUGAUGGCCACUUUUCCCACGGGCCUGAAAUGGUGGUUUUAAGUAAUAUACUAUACAAGUACAUCCAAUUUUCAGUGGUCUCUGCUACUUUUUAAAGUUAUGAUACAUUUUAAGAGCAUCACCAACACAGUUAAUGGGGAAAACAUUUUCUGAAUGUGCAAUCCUACAGGAGGGUGUGAUUUGGUUAAUGACCUAUAAUGUACAUUUCGAUGUAUAUCAUUUAUAAUUUCUUUGAAAGUAGCAGAGAGCCCUCUCUGGAAAUGUGAUGUGUUUUAAGAGCAUGUUGUUCCAAACAAUAUGGCGAAGCUAAAUAAAAAAUGGUACUUUUGAGAUAUUUAUAAUAAUGUUGUUAAUGUUGAAUCAGUUAAUGUGAUUAUUAUUUUUUAAAUCUAGACAUACUCCAUAUUUCAGAACACACUAUAAGGAGGAUAAUGACACCAAGAUGUCUGUACCACGUACUGUUCACAGAUCAUAGGGUCUUACAGGAGGCAUGUAUAGGUAGGUCGUAAAAGGGCCUAAAAUGGCAAUUUUCAUCAGGAUUUUCUCAAAAAAGCAUGUGAAACAUCCUUCCUCCCAAUUAAGUUUUUAUGUGAGAAUUGGCAGAACAAUCUGAGAUGACCCAAAUCUUUUUGGGUCAUGCUGGUGUGCAAUCGCCUAACUAUGUGUGACUUAUGUCUGUGAAACUGGCACAAAGACUUCUCAACAUUGGCAUUCCGUGACACAAGAUGUUCACCGUGUUUGACAUUCCUCACUCUUACUGAUGCUUAUUAUUGCCUUUAUAUGUGUACAGUAGGUCUGACGCCAGGUAAAGCUCAUGCAGUCAGCAUAGUAGCGUACGUCUGAUGUCAGAGGUCCAAUGUGUCCUACACAAUCCGUUGCACUCUCAUCUUUGUCUUAAAAGAACAUAAUAUUGCAGUCAUUCUUUAUUUCUGUAUUCUUGUUAACGUGAUUGAUUUAUUUGAUUGUGUCUAACUUGUUUGUUCGAUUGUAAUGAUGCUUUCUGUGAAAAUGUGUAUUGCUCAAAAAGAAUGACAGGGAUACCAGUGGUACCGAAGAGAAUUAAUACCUGUAGGAAAUGCUUUUAAAUUGCCUUAAACAUGGCUGGAAGAGGUCUCGUCUGUCUUUACUAUGUAGUCUGUGGACAUGCCUUUUGUACAUCGUGUCACAAAGUAGUAGCAAACCCCAGUGACAAGGUGUGUUCUGAUGCUGUGCUGAAUGUUGUGUAAUGUUUAUUCCCUCCUGAACACGUUCCUAGCUGUUACCUCUAUCCCUGUUGAAUCCUUUGCGAUGAAAAUUAGGGGUAGCUUGCGUUUUGCAAGACAGUUGUCCUGUCCUCAAAUGUAUCACGUCACAUGAAAUGUUCAUGUUCAACACAUAACUCAUUUGACAAAAUUGUGAGUGCCGUUUUCACAUGGAACACAUUGCAAAUCUGUGAAAGUUUGUUAUGUGGCUUUUGUAGCAAGUUGUUUGAGUACUGAACAAAAAAAAAAAGUUUGUCAAUUUAUCUUAUGUACUCUGUAUGGUGCCAUUAUAGACACAAUAAUUUGUUUACCCCAUGAUAAAAAUAAGUUAUCAGUGAUUAAUUAACUUACAGAAGUGGUAUUGUUUGGCAUUUAUUUGGUUUCUCGUCAGAAGGGUUCUGCACGCAAUGGCUGCUAGCUGCUAUUCCAUUGAAGUUUCGCCAUUUCUCCCUAACUUCCCUUUUGUCAACACCUCAGCUCUUUCUCAAUUGUCUUUCCUCAAUUCCUCUUGUCUUAUCUCCUUGCCUCCUUCUCAAAACACAUUGGAGGAGAAGGUCAGAGGGGAGGGAUUUGGGAUUAAGAAAAUACAAUUUAUCACUUAAUUACAUGUCUGAUUUGACAUUACAAUCCCAAUUCAGUUUACACCAGUGAAGGCUUUUUGAGUGUAGAAUUGUACAUAUUAAUGCUUUGAAUGUGACUCUUUGUAACUCUGUCAGUGUGUUAUAACUGGACUACAUCACAAGGUUUUACAUUUGCUGGUGUUGAUAAUUUCCAAAACCAAUAAAAUUACCAAAAGUUGAUAAGUGUA